Messenger RNA from Naegleria lovaniensis, 1677 nucleotides. RefSeq lists its product as uncharacterized. The transcript has a single exon. Gene Ontology annotation, cellular component: cytosol; perinuclear region of cytoplasm; nucleus. Lineage: Eukaryota; Heterolobosea; Eutetramitea; Acrasida; Naegleriidae. The coding region runs from base 1 to 1677 and encodes 558 amino acids. Gene Ontology annotation, molecular function: GTPase activator activity; small GTPase binding. The record is from RefSeq and is a predicted model, not a curated record. Gene Ontology annotation, biological process: nucleocytoplasmic transport; activation of GTPase activity.
AUGCUCGCGCUUACAAGCAAAAUAUCAUCAUUAUCGGAUGAAAGUGGUGCUGCUGAAUCAACACAUUCAGCAUUAAAUAUCAAUGAUGUUGCUGAAAUAGAUGGUUUCUCUCUUCCGACAAGUUACAACAACAACAAGAUCAAUAUAGCCUUCAUUGAUGAUAUAAUUUUUGAAAUUCUUCAAUUCGUUGAAUCAUUGUUUAUUGUUCAAGUUUGUAUGAAAAUUUCAAAACAAUGGAGACAAGUAUCAUUUCAAAUUCCUCUCUCAGUAUCAUUCGAAUCCCAUCACUUCAAACACAUUUCUAUACCAAUCAAAAAUUUAGCUAAUUGUGAAUAUUUGAAGAAUUUGGCUUCUUUAACUCUAUACACCAAUAGAAUUGACAGUGAAGGAGUCAAAUAUAUGGCUUCGAGUGAUUGUUUGAAGAAUUUGACAUCUUUAAAUCUAGGCCAUGAUGGAAUUGGCAAUGAAGGUGUUCAAUAUAUUGCUACGAGUGAAUAUUUGAAGAAUUUAACUUCUUUAAAUCUAUACAGCAAUGAAAUUGGUAUUGAAGGAGUCAAGUACAUUUCCACAAGCGAAUUCUUGAAGAAUUUGACUUGUUUGAAUCUGGAAAACAAUGAAAUUGGCAAUGAAGGCGUUCAAUAUAUUGCCACGAGUGAGUACUUGAAGAAUUUGACUUCUUUAAAUCUAUGUAGAAAUGGAAUUGGCAGUGAAGGUGUCAAAUACAUUGCUUCGAGCGAAAGUUUGAAGAAAUUGACUUCUUUGAAUCUGGAUAUCAAUAGAAUUGGUAGUGAAGGUGCCAAAUAUAUUUCUACAAGUGAUUGUUUGAAGAAUUUGACUUCUUUAACCAUACACAGCAAUGCAAUUGGUAAUGAAGGAGCGAAACAUAUUUCUACGAGCGAAUGCUUGAAGAAUUUGACUUGUUUGGGUUUGGACUAUUGUCAAAUAGGCAGCGAUGGAAUCAAAUAUAUUACUACGAGUGAAUGUUUAAAGAAAUUAUCUCAAUUGAAUCUGCAUGGCAAUAGAAUUGGCUGUGAAGGCAUAAAAUAUAUUGCCACAAGCGAUUACUUGAAGAAUUUGAUGUCUUUGGACCUCUAUGGCAAUGGAAUUCGCGAUGAAGGAGUCAAAUAUAUUACCACAAGUGACUGUUUGAAGAAUAUUACUUCUUUGAAGCUAUGUAACAAUGGAAUUGGCAGUGAAGGAGCUAAAUAUAUUGCUUCAAGUGAGUGUUUGAAGAAUCUAACUUAUUUGGAUCUGGAGGACAAUCAAAUUGGCAGUGAAGGAGUCAAAUAUAUUUCUACAAGCGAUUGUUUGAAGAAAUUAACUUCUUUGAAUCUAUGCAGCAAUGGAAUUUGCAAUGAAGGUGUCAAAUAUAUUGCUUCGAGCGAAAGUUUGAAGAAAUUGACUUCUUUGAAUCUGGAUAUCAAUAGAAUUGGAAGUGAAGGUGCCAAAUAUAUUUCCACGAGUGAAUGUUUGAAGAAUUUAACUUCUUUGAAUAUGUGCAACAAUCAAAUAGGCAGUGAAGGAGUCAAAUACAUUGCCACGAGUGAUUGUUUGAAGAAUUUGAUUUCUUUGAAUCUGGUUGGCAAUGGAAUUGGUCGUGAAGGAAUCACAUAUAUUGCUGCGAGCGAAUGGUUGAAGAAUUUGACUUCGUUGGAUCUGAGGCACAAUAAAAAUUGA